AUGUCAAACCUAUACAAAUUAAUGACCAAGUGUGUAACCAAAGCUGUGCAAGUAGAACUAGAGGAAAGAGAUAUAAUCACAGAGAACCAAUUAGGUACAAUUAGAAAUGUCCAAGGAGCAAAGGAACAAGCGAUGAUUAAUAUAGCCUUGAAUAAGAAAUAUGACAAUAAUCUAAAAACUGCAUGGAUUGACGUGAAAAAAGCUUUUGACUCUAUAAAUCAUAGAUUCUUAUCAAAAUGUAUUGAGUGUUUAAAAUUCCCCAAAUGGGUUGAGCAGUUUAUAAAAGGAAUCAUGACUAAAUGGAGACACAAUAUACUAUACAAUAAUGAAAUGGUGAUAUCUAAAAAUAUUAAAAAAGGAAUACUACAGGGAGACAGUUUAUCUCCAUUAUUGUUUAUAAUAAUAAUGGACCCUCUUAGUAAAUUACUCAAUAGCAUGUUUCCAAAAGUCCAAAUUCCAAUUAAUGAGAAGAGAAGCUAUUGUACAAAUCAUUUACUGUUUAUAGAUGAUUUGAAAAUUAUGGCGGAAAGAGAAUCAACUUUACAAAUAAUAACGAAUGAAACUAAAAGAUUUUUUAGUAUAGUAGGCCUCGAAAUAAAUACCGAUAAAUCUGCUACUAAUUCUCUAAUUCUAGUCAGUGAUUCAGUUCUCUUGACAAAUAAUGAUUGUUAUAAAUAUUUAGGAAUAAUAGAAGAUAAAUCAAGUAGACCCACAAGAACAAAUUGGGAAUUAAUAACGAGCAAGAUAAAGGCCGGGGUUAAUAAACUAUGUAGUAAUAAUUUACACGGAAGAAAUUUAACGAGAGGAAUAAAUGAAUACGCUACUUCAUUACUGAACUACUAUAUAAGAUUAUUAGAUAUAUAA
Messenger RNA from Vairimorpha ceranae, 864 nucleotides. Its product is annotated as reverse transcriptase domain containing protein. Lineage: Eukaryota; Fungi; Microsporidia; Nosematidae. The transcript has a single exon. Bases 1 to 864 code for a protein of 287 amino acids. The record is from RefSeq and is a predicted model, not a curated record.